GCAACCAACCUAUCAGCAUUUAAAAAACGUUUCUUUCCACCCCCUACAAAGGGGCACGGUUUACAUGCAUAUUAAAACACUUCUGCAGCUAACUGGAAAAUCGGGUCAAACACAGAAAGUCUGAAUGGAGAGUUGUCAACCGGCGAGGUCAUUUCAGAUUAGAUUUUUUUUUUUUGAGUACACGAGAAACUGAAAACAUUAACAUCUAUUUCUAGGUUUAACUGGGGAUUUCAGGUUGUCUUUAAAGUUACGCUAUUCUUACGCGCGGCACGAAAGCGUCGGUCAAAAUGGACGUGGGCCCAGUUUCCGUAACGUUGGACGUAGGCACUGAUACCCCGGCUGCUUUUCCAGUAGUUUUAAAGAAUAUAAUGGAAAUUCCGCCACCGAAUCUUCUAGAAGGCGACGACGAAAAUGAUAAAGAGAAGCUCUUCGAGGAUGUUGACUCUGAAGGGGUCAGUGGAAUGGGACCAUCAGCUGCCUUAACCCCUGCCAUCUGGGAAAAGACCAUUCCCUAUGAUGGCGAGACCUUCCACCUGGAAUACAUGGAUCUGGAGGAGUUUCUCAUGGAGAAUGGCAUUCCUGUCACAGGAGAUGAGGGUCAGAAAAAGGAUCCAGAGGAAGAAAACUUACAGCUGACAACUGAAAGAUCAUCCACGACAUCUGCAAGCAAGACCGCCGCAGAAAUCUCUCUUAUGCCAGUCAUGGAACUGGAUCAGUGUGAGGAGGAAGUGGUCACAAUUACGGCAUCCAGCUCAAGCUCAACAGACAGCAAAUCAGAUGAGGACCGUGUGACGCCAGAGCCCAUUAAUCCAGACGAUAUUGUGGUAGACAUUAACUUCGAGCCGGAUCACACAGAUCUUGUGCUUUCCAGUAUACCUGGAGGUGAACUGUUCGACCCUCGCAAACAUCGCUUCUCCGAGGAGGAGCUGAAGCCUCAGCCUAUGAUCAAGAAGGCAAAGAAAGUGCUUGUACCUGAGGAACAGAAGGACGAGAAAUACUGGCAUCGGAGGAAGAAGAACAACAUUGCAGCCAAGCGUUCACGAGAAGCCCGGCGGCUAAAAGAGAAUCAGAUCACAGUACGAGCAGCCUUUCUGGAGCGAGAGAACUCUGCUCUGAGGCAGGAAGUGGCAGAGUUGCGCAAGGACUUUGGGCGCUGCAAGAACGUUGUGGCACGCUAUGAAGCCACAUAUGGACCGCUUGCAUCGACUGAAGACAUCUAAACAAUUAUUGAUUUAUUUGCAUUUUUGAAAGGCAAAAAAUUAAUAAUGGUGUGGAAUGAAGAGGAGGAAACUGGAGAAAAGUGAAUAUGUGAUUAAAACUGUACAGUUAAGUGAUGGUCUUAAAUCUUUAUCAGUCACUCAUAUCAGCAUAUCCCUUUCAGUGCAAUCUUACUUCAUUGCAAAAGCACUGAAAGAGCAACAGCUUUUAAAAGUUUGUUUUGUUGUUGUAAUGCACCGGUGUAGAAGAGGCCUUUCCUUACCUGUUCUUGUUUUAUUACAAGUUUUAUAAUAUCCAAAUAGUUUUAGAGUGUGAAAUAAUGUGCAUUGGAAGUCUCUGGUCUUUAUUCAUAAAGAAUCACUGGCAUUGACUUCAAUUUACUUUCUUAUGUAUCUUCAGUUUGUAUAUCUUCGAAUUCUUUGAAAAAUUACAUCAAUUCAAAAAAUUUCCUUUGGCAAAUUUGGUACAGGGUACCAAGUGGUGCAUUUUG
Carassius carassius (crucian carp) is the source of this 1708-nucleotide messenger RNA. Its product is annotated as thyrotroph embryonic factor-like. The transcript is spliced from 5 exons. Lineage: Eukaryota; Metazoa; Chordata; Actinopteri; Cypriniformes; Cyprinidae. Bases 288 to 1220 code for a protein of 310 amino acids. The record is from RefSeq and is a predicted model, not a curated record. Gene Ontology annotation, molecular function: DNA-binding transcription factor activity, RNA polymerase II-specific; RNA polymerase II cis-regulatory region sequence-specific DNA binding. Gene Ontology annotation, biological process: regulation of transcription by RNA polymerase II. Gene Ontology annotation, cellular component: nucleus.